Messenger RNA from Caenorhabditis bovis, 1014 nucleotides. The record is from the annotation of a GenBank genome assembly. Lineage: Eukaryota; Metazoa; Nematoda; Chromadorea; Rhabditida; Rhabditidae.
AUGUCAUCCAUAGAAGCAACGCCUACUGAAGGCGCUGAAAAUAAUGAAGAACAAGAAAUUAAAAUUCCGACGGCUGGCGAAGGAAAAUCCGAAGAAGUUUAUGAAAUAAAAGAGAUCGUGGAAUACAUGCUAUCACGUAAAGUAUUACAAUUUCUGCAGGUGCGUUGGGAAGGAUAUGGUCCUGAAGAAGAUAGCUGGGAACCGGAAGAAGAUCUCAGAGAAUGUGCCAGCGAUAUUGUCGAUGAAUUUAUUAGGGGUCGCAGCGCAAAAGAAAGAAAGGCUAUUGAGGAUUUCAAGAAAAAAGCAGCUGAGAAGAAGAAAGAAGGCGUUUCGAGACGUGGAAGAAAGAGCAAAUCAUCGGAAGCAAAGACACCAAGUAAAGUCGAAUAUCGCGAUGACGAUGAUGAUGAAGACGAAAGUGACGAGGAAAAGGUGCCGAAAAAGAAAACGAGGAAAUCUCGUGCUCAGGAAGAGAGCGACUACUCGGAUUCUAAUGAAACAACUCCAAUGAGGCCAAGAAGAAAAGCUACUGGAGGCCCAUCGUCAUCGACAAGAAGGAAGAAGCAAGAAGAAAAAAGCUCAGUUUUAACAAAAGCCGCUGUCAAAUCGUAUUGUACUCCUUCGACAGCCAAAAAAGCUGCCCUAAGGCAUCGACACACAUUUUUGGGAGAUCUUUCUGAUUCUUCUGAUGACGAAAAAGAAUAUGCUGCAAUGUCUUUUGAUGAUGAAAUUCGCGCCAAAGUCAAAUCAGUAAAGAAAAAAAUGGGUAACGAAAUUUCUGCAACUGACGAAACUCCUAUCACUAAAUCGGCUUCAAGGCAACCAAUGAAUGGAGAAUCGUCCUCGUGGAUUGUUGAGGGAAUAGCCCAGAAAAAAUCGGCAAAUGAUAACUCGAAAAUUGUUUUACUGAAGAAUAAUGCAACCGGCGAGAAAAAAGUACUUUCUGAUAAAGAAGCUUAUGCUCUUGCUGGGUGGAACUUUUGCGAAUAUCUUUUGGAUCGUUGCUUCUUUUAA